Equus caballus (horse) is the source of this 309-nucleotide messenger RNA. RefSeq names its product defensin beta 115 (gene DEFB115). NCBI's taxonomy places the organism in Eukaryota, Metazoa, Chordata, Mammalia, Perissodactyla, Equidae. Gene Ontology annotation, cellular component: extracellular region. The record is from RefSeq and is a predicted model, not a curated record. Gene Ontology annotation, biological process: innate immune response.
AUGCUGCUGGAUCAUUCCUCUCCUCUCUCAGGAUACAUUAAACUCUUGUUCCUGGCCUUAGCUGUCCUUGUCGUCCUGGCUCAGGCUUCCCCAGAUGGAUGGGUCAAAAGGUGCAGUUAUAGAACUGGCAGAUGCAGGGAAUUUUGCAAAGAAAAUGAGAAGAGGAAAGAAAGAUGUGGGGCAAGAAAAUUUUGCUGCAUCCCCGCAUUUAAGCAUAAGCCAUCAGAUAGUCUCGUGAAACAAGAGACACCGUAUAAGGCUAUGGUUUCCCCUCUUGCUGGAAAGAUUCUUCUUGAAAACCAGACUUAG